Molecule: messenger RNA, 2373 nt
Organism: Lagenorhynchus albirostris (white-beaked dolphin)
Lineage: Eukaryota; Metazoa; Chordata; Mammalia; Artiodactyla; Delphinidae
Gene: CDH18
Product: cadherin 18
Exons: 11
Coding region: 1-2373 (790 amino acids)
Biological process (GO): calcium-dependent cell-cell adhesion; adherens junction organization; cell-cell junction assembly
Cellular component (GO): catenin complex; adherens junction; plasma membrane
Molecular function (GO): calcium ion binding; cadherin binding
Source: RefSeq, a predicted model, not a curated record
AUGAAAAUUACGAGCACAUCUUGCAUCUGUCCAGUCCUCGUGUGUCUCUGUUUUGUGCAGAGGUGUUAUGGAACUGCUCAACACAGCUCCAUCAAGGGGACCAGAAACCAAACCAAACACAUCGAAGGUGAAACCGAAGUCCACCACCGUCCCAAAAGAGGAUGGGUUUGGAAUCAGUUCUUUGUUUUAGAAGAACAUAUGGGACCAGAUCCACAAUAUGUUGGAAAACUGCACUCCAAUUCUGACAAAGGUGAUGGGUCUGUGAAGUACAUCCUUACUGGAGAAGGUGCUGGGACUAUAUUUAUCAUUGAUGAUACCACGGGUGACAUCCACUCAACAAAAAGUCUAGACAGAGAGCAGAAGACCCACUAUGUGCUUCAUGCUCAGGCUAUUGACAGACGAACAAACAAGCCCCUUGAACCUGAAUCUGAGUUUAUCAUCAAAGUGCAAGACAUCAAUGACAAUGCUCCAAAGUUCACAGAUGGACCAUAUAUUGUAACUGUGCCUGAAAUGUCAGAUAUGGGUACCUCUGUUCUACAGGUGACAGCCACUGAUGCAGAUGACCCUACCUAUGGAAACAGUGCUCGGGUGGUUUACAGCAUUCUCCAGGGACAGCCCUACUUCUCUGUAGACCCUAAAACAGGAGUUAUUAGAACUGCCUUACAUAAUAUGGACAGAGAAGCCAGAGAACAUUACUCAGUGGUCAUUCAAGCCAAAGACAUGGCUGGGCAAGUUGGAGGGCUGUCGGGAUCCACCACGGUCAACAUCACCCUGACAGAUGUCAAUGACAACCCCCCACGGUUUCCUCAAAAGCACUAUCAGCUGUAUGUUCCUGAGUCAGCCCAAGUUGGUUCAGCUGUUGGGAAAAUCAAGGCGAAUGAUGCAGACACUGGUUCAAAUGCAGACAUGACAUACUCCAUCAUUAAUGGUGAUGGUGUUGGGAUAUUCUCUAUCUCCACUGACAAAGAGACCAGAGAAGGGAUCCUUUCCUUAAAGAAGCCACUGAACUAUGAGAAAAAGAAGUCAUAUACCCUCAACAUAGAAGGAGCCAAUACACAUCUUGAUUUUCGCUUUUCUCACUUGGGUCCUUUUAAAGAUGCUACCAUGCUGAAGAUCAUUGUUGGGGAUGUAGAUGAACCACCACUAUUUUCCAUGCCUUCCUAUGUCAUGGAAGUCUAUGAAAAUGCCAAGAUUGGGACUGUUGUUGGCACAGUUUUGGCACAAGAUCCCGACAGUGCUAACAGCUUAGUAAGAUACUUCAUCGACUACAAUGCUGAAAAUGACAGGUUUUUCAACAUUGAUGCCAACACUGGGACCAUUAAGACUACCAAGGUUCUUGAUAGAGAAGAAACUCCAUGGUACAACAUCACAGUUGCUGCUUCAGAAAAUGACAAUCCGAGUUUGCUGAGCCAUGUCACAGUGGUUAUUAGAGUUCUGGAUGUCAAUGACAAUCCACCCGAACUUGCCAGGGAAUAUGAUAUUGUUGUCUGUGAAAAUUCUAAGCCUGGCCAGGUUAUUCAUACCAUCAGUGCCACUGAUAAGGAUGAUUUUGCCAAUGGACAAAGGUUUAACUUCUUUCUUGAUGAGCAUCUGUCUAUAAACCCAAACUUCACUCUGAAGGACAAUGAAGAUAACACAGCCAGCAUUCUGACAAGGCGGAGGAGAUUUAGUCGAACUAUUCAGGAUGUGUAUUACCUCCCCAUUAUGAUCUCUGACGGUGGAAUCCCCUCUCUCAGCAGCAGCAGUACCCUCACCAUCAGGGUUUGUGCGUGCGAGAGAGACGGGCGCGUGCGGACCUGCCGUGCAGAAGCCCUCCUGUCCUCGGCUGGCUUGAGUACAGGAGCCUUAAUCGCUAUUCUACUGUGUGUUGUCAUUCUCCUAGCAAUUGUAGUACUUUUCAUCACCCUGAGACGCAGCAAAAAAGAGCCCCUGAUCAUUUCAGAGGAGGACGUGCGGGAGAACGUGGUCACCUAUGAUGACGAGGGGGGCGGCGAGGAAGACACCGAGGCCUUUGACAUCACAGCCUUGAGGAAUCCGUCUGCUGCCGAGGAGCUCAAGCACCGGAGAGAUAUCAGACCGGAAAUGAAACUCACCCCCAGGCACCAGACGUUUUCCACCCUGGAAAGUAUAGAUGUUCAGGAGUUUAUUAAGCAAAGACUGGCUGAAGCCGACCUAGACCCCAGUGUCCCGCCUUAUGACUCUCUGCAGACUUACGCCUAUGAGGGUCAGAGAUCAGAAGCUGGGUCCAUCAGCUCGCUGGAUUCAGCAACCACACAAUCAGACCAGGAUUAUCAGUACCUUGGAGACUGGGGACCCGAGUUUAAAAAGUUAGCUGAACUCUAUGGAGAAAUAGAAUCUGAAAGAACAACUUAG